UCGCAUCGUCCUCCACUCCUCCGCCCUUUUGACCCAACCCCACCGACCCAACGAACGCGAGGCCGCUUCGGCAACCUCCUCCGCGCGAUCCCCCAACCCCCGCGAAACCCUAGCUCUCGCUCGCGCGGGGUGCGCCGAUGCGGAGGUGGCUGGCGGAGGGGGUCAUGGAGCUGGCGGUGGGGGCGCCGGAGUCGAACUCCUCCUUCUCCUCCUCCCCCUCGGGCGCGACGCCGUCGUCGGGGGGCCCGAUGUGGUGGGUGUCGGGGUGCCACGGGACGGUGUACAGCCUGGCGGUGAUGCUCCCGUCGUUGGCGUUCGUCGGGUUCCUGGCGUGGCAGGCGCGCCGGAGCUUCCGCCGCCUCAGCUACGGCCGCUCCCACGUCGUCGUCGUCGCCUACUACGCGCUCCUCUGGGCCGUCGCCGUCCUCAACCUCCUCUGGUGCUUCCUGCAGGCGUGGCAAUGUAUGCCUGAUAGGGCGUUCUCAUGGAAUGUGCUGUCUCUGUUUACCAAAUCAGGGAUGUUAUUCUUGGAAGUUAGUCUCAUAGCAUUUCUGCUUCAAGGAAACGAAACCAGUGGUUUUGAAUCUUUGGCACGUACGUUUGUUAUCUCUGGAGCUGUAGUUGCUGCUGAUGUAUUGCUCAAGACUAUAUAUGUUUUUGGGUUUGGUGUCUCUUUGUUCAUUGAUGUUGACCAAGGAACUGGUGGGAAGUGGGGCCUAUGGUUUCUACACAAAUUGGUGCUUACUGGUGUCUAUGGCCUGAUUGUGUUCAUGUAUCACUCAAGGUGGAGAGACAGGUUACCUGCAAAACCAGCAUAUUAUAACUAUGUCUGUGCGAUGUUACUACUGAAUGGCAUAUCACUGUUUGGAUGUUUCCUUGUUGCAACUGGAGCUGGAUUUGGUUUAUGGUUGUACAAUCUCACCAGUGUAUGUUAUCAUUCUCUUUACCUUCCACUUCUCUAUGUGACUUUCCUAGCAGACUUUUUCCAGGAGGAAGAUAUGCUCCUAGAGAACGUCUACUACUCAGAGAUGAAAGACGCUGGGUUCUUUGAUGCUGACUGGGAUUGAUCUGCAGAUACCACGCCGUAUGACCACUUUCAUGUGAAUUUGCAGUCGUAGCUUUCAUUUCUGGAACUUAAUCUUAGAUGGGAAAAUUGUAUGUAAACAACCGUUAUAAUCAAAUGAAAUAUGUAAAUUGAUAUCGAUAUGCUUAAUCUGUAGUAGGUAUCUUUUAUGACAGGUGGUUAGCAGCCCAACUUAGACAAUGGAUGAGGAAGGGUGUUUUUAACAACUACGAAACUAUCACCCUGAUGAAUGAAUUUACGUUUCUGUAGCCUCGUAAAAAUUCCAUACUAAUCACCUCGAUAUGCUGUUGAAA
Messenger RNA from Oryza sativa Japonica Group (Japanese rice), 1377 nucleotides. RefSeq names its product protein CANDIDATE G-PROTEIN COUPLED RECEPTOR 2. The record is from RefSeq and is a predicted model, not a curated record. Gene Ontology annotation, biological process: G protein-coupled receptor signaling pathway. Gene Ontology annotation, molecular function: G protein-coupled receptor activity. Gene Ontology annotation, cellular component: plasma membrane. Lineage: Eukaryota; Viridiplantae; Streptophyta; Magnoliopsida; Poales; Poaceae.